Molecule: messenger RNA, 1277 nt
Organism: Prorocentrum cordatum
Lineage: Eukaryota; Dinophyceae; Prorocentrales; Prorocentraceae
Source: the annotation of a GenBank genome assembly
GCUCCAGCCAUUUCGGCUCGCGCGUCGGCCUCCCCUGUGGCAGCCCAGCGCCGCGGACUGGCGCCUGCCCCCCCGCUGGCCGCCGGGGGCGAAUAUGGCGGACGCGCUGGAGGGUAUGCGGGACGACGUCGUCCUCUACAUCGGUUCUGGGGAGGACACGUGCUCUCCUUGGUCGGCUUGUUCCUGAAUGGCAAGCUUUCGAGGUCGUGGCCCACCUGAUGUACCUGGGCGUUCUCUUGGGGCCCGACGUCACGAUCCAGAUGCAGUGGGACGUCGUGCCGCUCUACCUGCUCCCCGAGAGGGACUUCGUGUACGUGGACUCCCUGGACUUCCUGGGGCGGGCUGCGGGGGGCCUCGGCCCCGCCGCGGGCCGCGAGCACCUGCUGUCCGCCCUGGCGAGGAUGCGGGACUUCGAGGUCGACCGCGGCGCGCUGCGCGCCCAGCGGCCGCUGGGCGAGGGCGGGCGGCAGACCGUUCGGUUCGUCCACGACGCCUGGUCCCCAGGGUGGAGGCCUGCGUGGCUGGGGCGGUGCCGCUCGCUGUACCUGUGCGGCUGGGGCCCGUUGGCGGGCGCAGGCUUCAGCGCAGAGGAGCCCAGCGAGGAGCGGCGCGGGCAGGCCUUCGCGGGCAACCUCGAUCGGUGGCUCGCCCACGUGGGCUGGCGGCCAGCGACGGUCUUCGGCUGCCACUCGGCCUGGGCCGCGGGCUGCGCCCGCGCCGCUGGCGCCGAGUUCCGGGACGUGCCGCACUACCAAUUCCUGCUCCUCCCCGAGGCGUGGCAGUGGAGGUACAGCUUCGCGUGGGCUAGCCUGAAGUUUGGCCCCGGGUUCCGCCGCCUCGCGGGCGACGAGCUCCUGCGGUUGCUGCCGGGCCGCGGGGUGGCCCUGCGCGAGUACCAGGGCUCGGCGGACUUCGACUCCGCCUCCACCAUCCCUGCGCGCCGCCCGCCCUCCGUGGGCCCGAAGCCCGCCGCCGCGGCGGGCGCCGCUGCUUGCGCGGAGGACGCCGCGGCGGGGUCGCCUCUGCCGCAGAGCCCCGAUGCGCGGGGCGCCGCCGCCGCCGCAGAGGCCUCCGCCGCCGCCGGCGCGGCGGCGGAGGGCCCUGGCGCGGCGGGGCCGCGGGGAGGCGGCGGCGGGGCGAAGGAAGGCCGAAGGGGGGAGGGCCGCGGCGAUCUCCCCUGAGAUCCUGGCGUCUCAGCUUUUUCGGGCUGGGCGUUUUUUCUCGGCCGGCGUCGGGGUGCGGGCCCCUCGCACAUCGAUGCGGCUCGGAAAGUAGCG